AGAGAGAGAGAGAGUCGCGGGGGGAGCGGAGCGGAGCAGACGCGAGCGGAGGGUCGAGGUGUCGGGUUGUGUCGGUGAGCUCCACGCAGAAGAGAAGACCACGGGGGUGUCUACGAGCCGCGGCACCACGUCCACCUGCUGCCGUGAACGAAGCGAGGGUCGUUCUGCGGUCAAGACUGCUGAGAUGGCGAGGCUGUGACAGCGGCGUGUCCCAAGUGUGCGUCUGCGUUACCGGACCGGCUCCUCCGACAUGGCUGCUGCUAAGAAGAGUCGCGCAAAGUCGGGAGGCGUGCGCUUCUCAGAGGAACCCGCCGCCGCCGGAGCCCCAUCGCACGUCCACUUCGACGAGAAGCUGCACGACUCCGUCGUCAUGGUGACGGCGGAGGACGAUGGCAACUUCCUGGUCAAGGUCGGCUUCCUGAAGACGCAGCAUCGAUAUGAAAUAGUGUUCAACUUGCCCGAGGUCCCGGCUCUGGGGAAGGACGUGUGUCCGGCGCCCGUGCCCAGUCCACACCUCCGGAUCACUGACAUCACACCGGCGACCGAGGGAGGUCUGAAGGUGACGUGCGAGUACAUGGCCCAGCAGGAGGGAGUCCUGUGCGAGGAGGUGCUGCUGCUGAGCGAGACCAACGAGGACGUGUGCAUCAAAGUCAAAGUUCACGCCAGGGUCAUGGAUCGUCACCACGGGACGCCCAUGCUGCUGGAGGGGGUCCGUUGCAUCGGCGUGGAGCUGGAGUACGACUCUGAACAGAGCGACUGGCAAGGAUUUGACUAAGUCUCCCCAAAGUUCCUGCUCCCCUGCCUCCAGCCCCCGAAAGUACACAAACACACACGAGUGCACGCCCCAUCUCUGCCGUCAUAGGACUGUACACCUAUACCAAAAUACACACACACACCCAAACACACACCUGUCAUCGUCACACAUGGCCACACACACAUGCAGCAUUUCAAGCACCAGUGUGGUUCAGUUCCUAACUCAUGUUCAGAUGUGGCGCUCAGAGGAAGUGGAAGUUCGCGCCCUGAGAACAUUUACACUGCUAAAGGCUUUCACCACAGCGACAGCACCUGAGCGGACAUUUUGGCUCUUUGCUGCUUCUUCUUCUUCUUCUGCUUCUUUCUGCAGCUGCUCCAACUUUGCCCCGUAUCCUCUGCUGUCAUUCGUCCAGAGGGCAGAUGUGUUUUCCCCAGCGCGUCUCGCCUCCUGACGUGCAAAAUUGUGAAAACUUUCAUCCCACAUAGAUUUUCAAAUGCAAAGGUGUAAAUAAAGCCUCGUCUAUUCAUUUCAAAGCAAAAAGAUGCUAGAGGAAGGAACACGACUGCCCAUUUCACCUGAUAUGAGAGGCAGUGCUGAGCGUGCACCGUCGCAGUUUCACCACCAAGGGGCGCCGUAGACCACUGUAUGUUCUUGCUCCCCAAAAAGAAAAUCCCUUGACAUUUUUUAUCAUCUGUAUAAUUAAAGUCUGCCAGGAUCAAAGCUUUUCUCGGCUUGUUAUAUAUAUAUAUAUAUAUAUAUAUAUAUAUAUAUAUUCAUUUUUUUCUCCUUCUUUUUUUCCUGGACUGCCUUGUAGUCGAUUCCCAAUGACUGGGUUUGAAGUUGAUUCAGUAGAUGCAGGUGAUAUUGUCAUUAGAGAAAGGAGGGUUUUUUUUCUGUCAUAAAGGGGGGUUUUUUUGUCAUAAAAAAAAAAACAACAACUCUUUUAUUGGGAGGAAGUAAAACCUGAGGUCGACUGUCGACGCUGUAGAUCCCCGAUUCAAAACUUCCUGCAAAAUGACACGUUCAACAACAACAACAUUUGUGUCUUGUUGUGCUCGAAAAAUAUCCCGACAAGUUGUCACGUUCGGCCACUUCCCACAGAAUUAAAAACAACAACAACAUCAACAACAACUGAACAACAAAACUUUUCGGAGAAUAUUGAAGCAAACAGAAAUCAUUAGUCCGAUCAACAGGAAAUCAAUCAAUCACUCCGCCCGCAGCUAUUUUGAUAACUGAUCAAUCAUUCAUUACAUUUUUCAAGCCAAAUAUUAUAAUAGUGUGUGUGUGGGACUUUCUUGCACUUCCCUGUUUUAUAUUAAUACUAUUUAAAAUCUCUUUGGAGAGUUGGUUGGACCAAAGGUCAUACUGGGGAACUUCUUUAAUAUUUCAUAUUUUAGAAGGUUUGAAUGUAUUAAAUCAUUAAUCAAAGAAAAUAGAAUUUGGUCGCCGCGUUAAAGUUCUAUGGCUGGAUUUUGCAGUAC
This is a messenger RNA of Scophthalmus maximus (turbot), 2235 nucleotides long. RefSeq names its product chromosome 12 C20orf27 homolog (gene adisspb). The record is from RefSeq and is a predicted model, not a curated record. The transcript has 6 exons. NCBI's taxonomy places the organism in Eukaryota, Metazoa, Chordata, Actinopteri, Pleuronectiformes, Scophthalmidae. The coding region runs from base 251 to 775 and encodes 174 amino acids.